CCGUAGAGCAACAGCGCCAUUCUGCAAAACGCAUAUAUUUUCCAAAAUGGCAGGAGCCGAUGGAGAUGACUCUCUCUACCCCAUCGCCGUGCUCAUUGAUGAGCUGCGAAAUGAGGACGUCCAGUUGAGAUUGAACAGCAUCAAAAAGCUGUCCACCAUUGCCCUGGCUCUGGGAGUGGAGAGGACCCGCACUGAACUCCUUCCUUUUCUCACAGAUACCAUUUAUGAUGAAGACGAGGUGCUCCUGGCCCUUGCCGAACAGCUUGGAAACUUCACUAUGUUGGUGGGAGGGCCAGAAUUUGUCCACUGUCUUCUGCCACCCCUGGAGAGCCUUGCCACAGUGGAGGAGACUGUGGUAAGAGAUAAGGCAGUUGAGUCCCUGCGCAAGAUCUCUCAGGAACACUCUCCAGUUGACCUGGAGGUCCACUUUGAGCCCUUGGUAAAACGGCUGGCAAGUGGUGACUGGUUCACCUCUCGCACAUCUGCCUGUGGUCUCUUCAGUGUUUGCUAUCCUCGUGUCUCCAGCACCGUCAAGGCUGAGAUCCGCCAGCAUUUCCGUACCCUGUGUUCAGAUGAUACUCCAAUGGUCCGUCGUGCUGCAGCAUCUAAACUUGGAGAAUUUGCCAAAGUCCUGGAGCUGGAUUAUGUCAAGAGUGACAUUAUCUCCCUCUUCACUGCUCUGGCCUCUGAUGAGCAGGACUCUGUGCGGCUCUUGGCAGUCGAGGCCUGUGUGAGCAUUGCCACUCUGCUGCCUCAGGAGGACCUAGAGACUCUGGUGAUGCCUACCCUUCGCCAGGCUGCGGAGGAUAAGUCAUGGAGAGUUCGCUACAUGGUUGCUGACAAAUUCUCUGAGCUCCAGAAAGCAGUUGGGCCAGAAAUCACUAAGAAUGACCUGGUCCCAGCCUUCCAAAAUCUUCUCAAGGACUGUGAAGCUGAAGUCAGAGCUGCUGCAGCAAACAAGGUCAAAGAGUUCUGUGAGAACCUACCGGAGGACAGUCGUGAGCAGAUCAUCAUGACUCACAUUCUGCCUUGUGUCAAGGAAUUGGUGUCGGACACCAACCAGCAUGUGAAGUCAGCUUUGGCCUCAGUCAUCAUGGGCCUCUCCACCAUCCUGGGCAAAGACAACACUGUAGAGCACUUGCUGCCUCUCUUCCUUGCUCAGCUCAAGGAUGAGUGCCCUGAGGUACGUCUGAACAUCAUCUCCAACCUUGACUGUGUGAAUGAGGUGAUUGGCAUCCGUCAGCUGUCCCAGUCACUGCUACCAGCCAUUGUGGAGCUUGCGGAGGAUGCCAAAUGGAGGGUUCGCUUGGCUAUUAUCGAGUACAUGCCCUUAUUGGCAGGACAGCUGGGAGUGGAGUUCUUUGAUGAGAAGCUUAACACACUUUGUAUGGCCUGGCUCAUUGACCAUGUCUAUGCCAUCCGUGAGGCAGCCACCUGCAACCUGAUGAAGCUGGUGGAGAAGUUUGGAGCUGAAUGGGCUCAGAACACCAUUGUGCCCAAGGUGCUAGGAAUGGCCAAUGACCCCAACUACCUUCACAGGAUGACCACUCUCUUCUGUAUCAAUGCGCUGUCAGAGGCAUGCGGUCAGGAGAUCACCACCAAACAGAUGUUACCUGUGGUUCUUAAAAUGUCCAAUGACCAGGUGGCCAAUGUCCGCUUCAACGUGGCCAAGUCUCUUCAGAAAAUAGGACCCGUCCUUGACAACAAUGCCCUUCAGACAGAAGUGAAGCCAGUGCUGGAAAAGCUGGCCAAUGACACAGACAUGGAUGUCAAGUACUUUGCCCAGGAGGCUAUCAGCGUUCUUGCCCUGGCAUAACCCACCUACCACAGCUAAACCAGACAACCACCCAAGAAAACAACUUUUCACAAGAUAUUUAUUGAUGUUCAGGAACAACUGGUUAAUGUAUAAUUAAGAGAAUUAAACUGUUAACAAUUGUUUUGUCCUUUUUUUCUUUUUUACUGUCCUAUGGUAGACCAUGUUCAAGCAUAGCACAGACUUCCAUUAACAUUUUUUCUUUGCUGUAAAUGAGUGCUUUAACAGAGCGAAUUGUGAUAACUUGCAUUAAGUGGUGCAUGCUGACUAAUGUGCUACUGUAUUAGCUAGAUGUCUCUAAUCAGAACCCCUCACAUUCCUCCCUUUUACAUCCUUAGCUACUAUUGAACUUAAGCCACAGCAAUUGCAGCAUACCAUUAUUCUGUUUGCCAACAAGCACCUGGGGCAAUGCUAGUUGUUUCUGCUGCUGUACCAGUUCUCCAAGUGCACAACACAUUCUUGUUGUGGCAGGUAAUGGAAGAUGCUGUUUUAUUUCACAGAGCAAAGUCCCUAAACAGCAGCAGUGAUGGACAUCUUUUCCCCAGACACACUUGUGUGGCUCUCAGGAAAUGCUUGAAACACCUGCUCAGUCAGUUGGUUUUAGGAAUUUGUCUGCCAUCAAGCUCAAACUGUCUUGAAAUGAUCUUGCAAGAUUGUGCAAAAUUACGGUUAGAAAAAGGUAUUGAGGUAGCUAUUACUGCAUGUUAACAGGUGAACUCUGAAAGGUUGCAGGCAUGUCAUGAAUCGGUCAAGGAUCGUGUCUUUCUGCCAAUCCCUCAAACCCAACUAAUACAGCUGCAGAAACGGCAAGAUUAAAUUGGUCAGUCAACUGAAUGUGCUCGGCCCAGUUUUCAGGACCAAGUAAUAGGGACCAGUUCGAUCAUUGAGUGUUGCUCAUAACUGUCCCCUCUCCAACCUCAGCCUUUUAGGUAUGUUCAAGAGUUGGAAAAGAAAACGCAAAGCGCUUAUUUUCUGCAUUAUGUUCUGGAUGUUGCUUUUUAAUCUUUGUGCAAAUUUGACAAGAAAUGGUUUGGGUAAAGAGUUGUCUGUCAUGUUCUGUAGUGGGGCAGUUUUGCUGUGUGCUUUCCUGCCAAGGACACAUUAUUCCUUGGACACCAAAGGAACGAUGAAACAACUGACCACAGCUAUCGGGGCUGUGAGAAUAAGGGAGAAAAUAACGGCUCUCUUGUCCCAUUCCCACCCAGUUUUCCCUGAAAGUGUAUGUGCCUGUUCAUCCUGUACUCUACAUGAGAUUUAAAAGCUCAAGACUGGUGAAAAGCGCUUUGCUUUUAAGUCUGUAAUGGAGAACAAGUUCAUGCCGUCGGAGAAAGUGGGACUGAGAUGUGGAGCAUGUGUAUAUGGAAAGGCCUCGUGAUGUUUUAAUUUGGGGUGGGAGCUGGGGUGGUUGUGGGCAGGUUGAAUAAAUGUAUUGUCUGUUUGGGAAAGCUUUUUCCCUGAACUACUUCCACUGUUUUCCCCAUCCGUUUGUUCUCAAAUAAAUGUUCACUGUUGAUUGUC
Molecule: messenger RNA, 3331 nt
Organism: Lampris incognitus (smalleye Pacific opah)
Lineage: Eukaryota; Metazoa; Chordata; Actinopteri; Lampriformes; Lampridae
Gene: ppp2r1bb
Product: protein phosphatase 2, regulatory subunit A, beta b
Exons: 15
Coding region: 47-1816 (589 amino acids)
Biological process (GO): protein dephosphorylation
Cellular component (GO): protein phosphatase type 2A complex; cytoplasm
Molecular function (GO): protein phosphatase regulator activity; protein binding
Source: RefSeq, a predicted model, not a curated record